GCAACACUCUCCACUUCACUCCUACGACCCAUCUUAUCUGCAGACAAACCCACCACCUGCAUCAGUAGCCAAGUCGGCACACGCUCUCGAGCUCGCCUUGGCGUUGCAAUGGCCGGGAUCGCCUGCCCUGCCUACCCGUGGCCGCAGGACGCGUCUCAGCGCGGGCCCAAGGUGUUCAUGCAAAGCGACUGCGCCGCGUGCCACUCCAUGCUCCCCUACGCCGGCCUCCGGGAAGCAGCGGUGGCGCACGGCCCCCUGGUAGCUCAGGCGGCCGAGAUCGUCGUCGCCGCGGAGGAGGCGCAGCCGGCGGCGAUGGCAAGGCCACUCUACGGUGGCGCGCCGGACAUCACCACUGUCGUCACAAAAAUCCAGGAUGGGCUACGGUGCAAUCUGUACUCCACCGGCGGCGCCGCCGUGUGCCAGGACCUGAAGAGGAAGAUGGCCCCGCCGAGCUCCGUCUGGAUGCAAUUUGCUCAGCCAUACCUGAGGCCAUUCCAGGCCGCUUGAUGCACCAAGCUCCUCCGCUCCAGUGUGCUCAUGUUCAUCUAAUUUUCUGUCGAAGCUGCCUGUCACAUGUAUAAAUGACAUUGCAUUUGCACCCUGUUCUUGGGUCAAGUAGCAUCGAAAUAAAUCACCCGUGUAAAGUCUGUUU
Molecule: messenger RNA, 652 nt
Organism: Lolium rigidum
Lineage: Eukaryota; Viridiplantae; Streptophyta; Magnoliopsida; Poales; Poaceae
Exons: 4
Coding region: 109-507 (132 amino acids)
Molecular function (GO): electron transfer activity; heme binding
Source: RefSeq, a predicted model, not a curated record